This is a messenger RNA of Alligator sinensis (Chinese alligator), 1771 nucleotides long. It is a transcript of the gene PRKX, whose product is annotated as protein kinase X-linked. The transcript has 9 exons. Gene Ontology annotation, molecular function: protein serine/threonine kinase activity; ATP binding. The record is from RefSeq and is a predicted model, not a curated record. The coding region runs from base 27 to 950 and encodes 307 amino acids. NCBI's taxonomy places the organism in Eukaryota, Metazoa, Chordata, Crocodylia, Alligatoridae. Gene Ontology annotation, biological process: protein phosphorylation.
GUGUUGUUUUCAAAAAGUUUGGGUACAUGCUUAUUCCAGGCACGGGUACUUUUGGGCGGGUUCACCUGGUGAAAGAAAAAAUGGCCAAACGUUACUUUGCACUGAAAGUAAUGAGCAUUCCAGAUGUCAUUCGGCUAAAACAAGAGCAGCAUGUGCACAAUGAAAAGUCAGUCUUAAAAGAAGUCAAUCACCCAUUUCUGAUCAGAUUAUUUUGGACUUAUCAUGAUGAACGUUUUUUAUACAUGUUAAUGGAAUAUGUGCCCGGAGGAGAACUUUUCAGUUACCUACGUAACAUGGGACGUUUCAACAAUAGCACAGGACUGUUUUACUCCACAGAAAUUAUUUGUGCAAUAGAAUAUCUUCACUCCAAAGAAAUUGUUUACAGAGACUUGAAACCUGAAAAUAUAUUAUUAGACAAAGAAGGACAUAUCAAGCUUACAGAUUUUGGAUUUGCUAAAAAGUUGGUGGAUAGGACGUGGACUCUCUGUGGCACACCAGAAUACUUAGCACCAGAAGUCAUUCAGAGUAAAGGUCAUGGAAGAGCAGUGGAUUGGUGGGCUCUGGGGAUUCUGAUAUUUGAGAUGUUGUCAGGGUUUCCACCAUUUUUUGAUGACAACCCAUUUGGCAUAUAUCAGAAGAUUCUUGCUGGCAAAAUUGAUUUCCCCAGACAUUUGGACUUAUAUGUAAAAGACCUUAUUAAGAAGCUACUUGUGGUUGACAGGACAAGAAGAUUAGGAAAUAUGAAGAAUGGUGCAGACGAUGUAAAAAGACACCGGUGGUUCAGAUCAAUAGACUGGGAUGCUGUACCUCAGAGAAAACUAAAGCCUCCUAUAGUGCCGAAGGUAUCCAAUGAUGGGGAUACAUCCAAUUUUGAAGCUUAUCCUGAAGAUGACUGGAACAAAACCCCACCUGUACCCCCUAAGGAUCGAGAAAUUUUCAAAAACUUCUGAAUGUGGUAGUCACGCUUUUUCAGAAACUGGAAGAAAAAUUGAAGCGGUCUGAGCAAGUUCGCAAAAAACAACUGAGUAUCUAAAUGAAGGCAAUCUUUGAUGUAGAUGAGUGUUACCACAAUUCUCCAUGAACAUUGGUAGAUUAAAUAUUUACACAAUUCAAGGACAGACAAGACUCUCUUUUUCCUGUGUAGAUUUGGCAUUAGUUUAGUAGAUUAUAAUGCUGAUAGUCUACUCUGUAGUAGAUUCAUUAAAAUUGUAUGUUGCAUAUUUUAAAUAUUAUGGUUUAGUUCCUGCUAUGCCCAGAUCCUUUUUGCAUAGUUAUCUCAUAGACUUAAUUUUAUAAGUUUAUACUAAACUUGUGUAAUUAAAAGCACAAAUUAGUAUAUAUGUAUAUAAUGAAUACAUACAACUAAAGCACAGGAAUGUGCAAAGAUGUAAAUUUUUGUAUUUUGCAGAGUCUAUGAUUUUUAUUUUUCAAAUAAUGUUUUUCAAGAAGUUCUCUGAAGGUAAAAAAUCUUUAAAAGGAUAAAUAAGUUUUUCAUCAACUUAUAUACAUUUUAUAAUUCUUUGUAAAAAUAAAAGUAAUUAUUAAGUUUAAAAAAGAUUUGUACCUAAAAUGUCCAAUGCCUCACAUUUGCAACCAUAGUACUUGAAAGCAGAAAGAAAAGGGGCAGGUUUUAUUCUUCCUUUAAGAAACACCUUAAUGACUUAUUUAUAAAUAUUUGUUCUGUUACGAUGAUGUGAUUUUACACACAAGAAUAUUCAGUUUCUACACACUGUGUAUAAUGGGAUUCCCUUAGAUGUGAAAUCACUGUAAA